AUGUUCAGCGAGCUGUAUGCUCCGAUGCUUUCCGGCUACGGCACAGAGGGCUUCUGGGGCAUGGUUGUGCUGCAGGCCAGUCAUGUCGAUGAAAGCAUCAAGCACCUGGUCAUUGCAGCAUCAAACUUGAGCUCGAGCAACAACGUCCCGUUCCUUGCCCACUACAGCAGGGCACUGCAGAUUCUGAGUCGCUCUCAGAACGUCGACGUCAUCAUCAUACUCAUUGCCUGUGUCUUGCUCACCGUUUGCGACGAGCUUCAGAACCGCGGCGACAGUGCACAGCGCCACAUCUUGGCAGGCGAGAGAAUCUUGGCAGAACAAGAUGGGUUAUCUUUGGGUCCUUGGAGAGACAGCUUUGUCUUGAAAGAAAUCAUGUCGACCUUUUCCCGUCUUUGCUCCCCAAGGCCUAUGAUAUCUCGGGUUGCCUAUCCGUCAACUUGA
Messenger RNA from Fusarium keratoplasticum, 441 nucleotides. Its product is annotated as Zn(2)-C6 fungal-type domain-containing protein. The coding region runs from base 1 to 441 and encodes 146 amino acids. NCBI's taxonomy places the organism in Eukaryota, Fungi, Ascomycota, Sordariomycetes, Hypocreales, Nectriaceae. The transcript has a single exon. The record is from RefSeq and is a predicted model, not a curated record.